Prunus mume (Japanese apricot) is the source of this 1687-nucleotide messenger RNA. RefSeq lists its product as uncharacterized. Lineage: Eukaryota; Viridiplantae; Streptophyta; Magnoliopsida; Rosales; Rosaceae. The record is from RefSeq and is a predicted model, not a curated record.
CAUAGCCCUUACGCACACUCCUCUCAUCUGUUUCGAAUAUUCUUGGUAUUCUUCACAAAAAACGCCAUUCCUGCAAACCCCGAAUCUGUCAUGUCGCCUUCUGGCGACCUCUGCACAUGCUUCGCCGGCGAAAAUGGCGGUCCUAACGGCGACCACCACGAAUCCGCCGAUCCGAAUUGUACGCAUUGCAAGAAAUCCGAUCCGUCGCCGUCGUCGUUUUACUAUUCUUCUUCGCUCGGAUACGUUUCGGUGCCGUUGAGCGACUCGGAAAAGCUACGGCGGGUCGUAACUGCCUCAAUCAAGGGCUUCACCAUCGGAGCCGGUCUCAAAGGCGGGCUCGCCAUUUUCUCCAUCUUAGCUCGAUUGAGACGACGAAAGCUCUUAGCCUCUCUCAGGAAGGAGGGUGUGAUUACAAAUAAUGAAGCUAUUGUUACUGCUUUGAAAGAGACAUUGAGAUAUGGUCUAUUUCUUGGAACUUUUGCUGGUACAUUUGUUUCAGUGGAUGAGAUUAUAGGUUCUUUGGCUGGUCACCGUAGGACAGCCAAAUGGAGGGCUUUGUUAGCAGGGGCUAUAGCUGGGCCAUCGAUGCUUCUCACUGGCCUGAACACGCAGCAUACGAGCUUGGCCAUAUACAUACUUAUGCGUGCUGCUGUGUUGGCGUCGCGGUGUGGGAUUAAAAGCAAACGGUUAGGGGGCAUUUGUAAACCUCUCACUUGGGCUCAUGGUGACAUUUUUCUUAUGUGUCUCUCCUCUUCGCAAAUUCUGUCUGCUUACAUAUUGAAGCAGGAAAGUUUACCUCCAUCAUACAAAUCUUUUCUCAAUAAACAUGGUGGAAAGGAUACAGUAAUAUUGCAAGGUGUAAAAGAGAUUGCAAGUGGCAUACCUUUUACUAAUUUGGAAGCAAUAGAAAAAUAUUACAAAUCCAUUGGAACAAAUAUUAAACUAGAUCCAGCCAUGGAAGUUCCCUGCUCGAUUGUACAUGGAGAUCAGUCAUGUAGUGCGCAUAUUAUUUCUUUCCUAGUUCAAGCCUAUAAGAGAGCAUUACCAGUUUAUCUUCCAGUGUAUCUGAUUCCCGCCCUUAUAGUUCAUCGCCAAGAUCUCCUGAAAAGGCAUUACUCUAUACUACUAAAGGGCCUUCUUGGUACUGCAAGAUCAAGCUUGUUUCUAUCCGUAUAUUGCUCAUCUGCCUGGGCAUGGACAUGCUUUCUAUUUAGGAUUUUCAGGAGAUGUAAUAUUCCAAUGGUAGCAAUGGGGACGUUCCCAACUGGCUUGGCCUUGGCCAUUGAGAAGAAAAGCAGGCGAACUGAGAUUUCCCUCUACUGUCUUGCUCGGGCAAUCGAGAGCUUUUUCACGUGCAUGGCUGAUACCGGAUACUUGCCACCAUCAACAAAAAUGAAGAGAGCUGAUGUUGUAAUCUUCAGCUUAUCCACGGCAAUCAUAAUGCAUUGCUAUGCACAGGAGAGGGAAGUGUUCCGAUCCAAAUACUUGAACGUCCUUGAUUGGGUUUUUGGCAUCCCACCUCCUUGUGAAACCCCUCGCUGCCAAAAGAGUUAGGAUGAAGUAUCUGCCAAUUUUCAGUUUGAAGAGAGAUUUUCUUUUGUACUUCCUCUAAACCAAAUGGAGGGAAAAUUUGUAUCAUAGUUCAAACAUUCUAUUGCUGCCCUUCAAUAACUUCAUAUAAAACGUG